AUGGAUGUUUCCGAAGAUCUAGCAAGGGAUUACCCUCCAAGACUUUACCCUGAAGGGGCUUCUAUUUUUGAAAACAAAAGCAUUAAUACGAAUAGCCAUUUUUCUGAGAUCCCUCGACUUAGAGAAGCAAUUGGAAUAGAUGUGUGGGAAAAUCUGAAGACGUGUCCUGUUGGAUUGAUUGCUAAACUGGCUGAGAGCAAAUUGGUGUGGUCUGGUAAGACCGUACAUUAUCUAUUUUGUAGACAGCUGCGAGUCUAUAAGAAGGAGAUUUGGUCUCUCGUUGUUGAUCAACCUCUCAAGUUUAGCUUAACAGAAUUUGGUGAGAUCACGGGUUUAAACACAAAUCCACUGCCAGAAGAAAGUUUUGAACCUGAUCCAGAGAAUUACAAAGCGUUGUGGGAGUUGUUGAAAGUGCCGCUUAGGUACGGACCCAAGUUUGAUGAACUUAUAGAAGCUUUAACAGAGUGUCCAUUCUGGAGUGCUGAUCAGCGGAAAUGGUAUGGGCUGUUGUUUCUUCAAGCCAUUGGACUUUAUGGCUUGCAUCAUAAUUGUAGAAUACCUUUUGAAAGUGCAAAAAGAGUAUUCGAUGAUGACGCCCUGAUGACUUAUCCUUGGGGAGGGUCGUACACCCUUAGCGGCUUCAAGGACGUGUUGUUGGUUUGGGCGUAUGAAUCUGUCAUAGUGUUCGGAGAGCUUUAUGGCAGAAAAGUGAAUCCAGACGAAAUUCCGCUUUUGCGAUGGGGUGGAAGUCGUACUCGUGCAAGUCUUGCUACUACAAUAGCUAAGGAGAUGAAUGAUCAUGGAACGGUGCGUGUGAGGAAAAUGGUGAUGAAGGAGGGUCUAGAAGAGCUGUUUCCUCAGUGGAAGGAUGAAGCAGAUGACCCACAACUUGAUAACCUAAUUAAAGAUAUACAUGCAGAUAGGUUUGUUAGAGAUUUUUAUGUGCAAUCGAAUGAGAAGAACAAAAAAACGAAGGCUGGAGUUUCGUCAGAGGUUGAGCCACCCUCAAAGAAGCAGAAGAAAGGUAAGAAACAGAAGGAGGUGAAAAUCAAUGAGGGUGAAACUGCUGUUGUAGAGGAGAAGGAGAGUGCAAAGGAGAAGGGUCGUAACGAAGCGGUUCUGAUGAACAUAGUUGCUCAUCUCGAGAAGUUGGACCAAAAAUUUGACUCGAGAUUAACAGAAUACGACACCAAGUUUGGAGAUUUUUCCCAAGGCCUUUUGGAUACCAUUGGAGAUACAGUGAAAACUACAGUUGAAGAGCGUCUGAGAGUUUUGGGGGUGUCCAAUAGUAGUCAACCUGAAGGUCAACACGUGAUGGUCUCAGAAGACAACCAACAGCCGGAGUCCAAUAGUGGUCAACCUGAUGGUCAAAACGUGAUGGUCUCAGAAGACAACCGACAGCCGGACUCCAAUAGUGGUCAACCUGCAUCUAAGACCCCUAUUGAUAAACAGUCCGAAGACAGCCAACCGCAAAAGACCCCUGAUAAAGGCUAA
Molecule: messenger RNA, 1494 nt
Organism: Brassica napus (rape)
Lineage: Eukaryota; Viridiplantae; Streptophyta; Magnoliopsida; Brassicales; Brassicaceae
Exons: 3
Coding region: 1-1494 (497 amino acids)
Source: RefSeq, a predicted model, not a curated record